AUGGCAGUUUUGCUGACUUUUUGGGCAUGUUUGCUUGCCGGGUCAUUGACAAUAAGCUCAGGCCAAUCAUUAAGGAGAAUAAGCCUGAAAAAGAUGUCCUCUAUCAGGGAGACACUGCAGGAUAUGGGUGUUUCAGUGGAGCAGGUGUUGACGGAGCUAGCACAGAUGAGCUCACAAGACCUCAGCAAUGGAACUGUUCCCACUCCUCUGACCAACUAUUUGGACACUCAGUACUACGGAGAAAUCAGUAUUGGCUCUCCGGGUCAGCUCUUUAACGUAGUAUUUGACACAGGCUCAGCCAACUUGUGGGUUCCCUCGCAGAGCUGCUCCCCUUUCUCCACAGCCUGCUUUACACACAACAGGUAUGACGCCUCCAUGUCUCACACUUACAUGGAAAAUGGAACAGGAUUUUCCAUCCAGUACGCCUCGGGGAACGUCAGGGGAUUCCUUAGUGAGGAUGUGGUUGUGGUGGGCGGAAUCCCUGUGGUCCAGGUGUUUGCUGAAGCGACCACCCUGUCUGCAAUGCCGUUUAUCUUUGCAAAGUUUGACGGCGUCCUGGGGAUGGGCUACCCUAAUGUGGCUAUUGAUGGCAUCACUCCAGUGUUUGACCGCAUCAUGUCCCAGCAUGUUCUAGAGGAGGAGGUAUUCUCUGUUUACUACAGCAGAGAUCCCCAACAUUCCCCUGGUGGAGAGCUGGUCCUAGGUGGCACAGAUCCAAACUACUACACUGGAACCUUUAAUUAUAUGGAGACGAAGGAGAUGGGCAAGUGGGAGGUUGUGAUGAAAGGUGUUUCCGUGGGAACAGAAAUGAUAUUUUGUGCAGAAGGUUGCACAGCUGUGAUCGACACAGGCUCCUCCUACAUCACAGGCCCGGCUUCCUCUGUUUCUGCUCUGAUGAAAAGCAUUGGGGCACAGCUUGAUGAAAGUGGUUACAAAGUCAACUGCGACACUGUGGAGACACUCCCGAGUAUUGCUUUUCACCUUGGUGGCCUGGCGUACUCCCUCACAUAUGAGGAUUAUAUUCUAUGGCAAUCCCAGAUCGAGGGCGAGGUCUGCAUUGUUACCUUCAGGGGCUUGGAUGUGCCACCACCGACAGGUCCCAUUUGGAUUCUGGGAGCCAACUUUAUUGCCCGCUACUACACAGAAUUUGAUCGACGCAGUAACCGCAUUGGCUUUGCUGUAGCAGUCUGA
Nerophis lumbriciformis (worm pipefish) is the source of this 1191-nucleotide messenger RNA. The record is from RefSeq and is a predicted model, not a curated record. Lineage: Eukaryota; Metazoa; Chordata; Actinopteri; Syngnathiformes; Syngnathidae.